Molecule: messenger RNA, 9231 nt
Organism: Caenorhabditis auriculariae
Lineage: Eukaryota; Metazoa; Nematoda; Chromadorea; Rhabditida; Rhabditidae
Source: the annotation of a GenBank genome assembly
AUGUCUUCUGAGGAGAACUUAUUCUGUAAAUGGGGUAUCGUCAUCAAGAGAUCGAAGAAUUGCGGCGAAGUGAGAAAUCGAAAUCUUCAAGUUCAGUUUUUUUAUCAUCAGGUAGAAGUUGCCGUGAUCUCAAAAUAUGAAAAACCAGGAAAAGUGGAGUUUUUUGGUCUUAAUCAAAGAGAAAUUUCAACAAAUUAUUCUCCUCACCCAGGAGACACUGUCAGCUACACAGUGAGAAACGGUUUUGUACAGGUUAGAUAAAUAGUAUUCAUUCGCUUUGAUUAUUCAUUUCUUUAUGACAGGACUUUCGGAAAAAGGAACUAUGGUUGCGAGAUUGGACUGUUUUUAAUGGAAACGAAGUUGCGGUAAUUAAUUUGCAAUUUGGCUUAAGUAGAUUUGAUUACAGAUUCACACUAUCAUGUUUCUGAAAAAUGACCACAGAAUUAUCAGCAAUGGUUGCGAGAAUUGUUAUAUCGUGGAAACUUGUGACUUCGCUGAGGUUUGACGGGGUUAGCCGGAAUUUUUCUUAAUUCCGCUUUUUUUUGGGUUGAAGUGCCUAUUAGGGUUAUAAACGAGACGAUGGAAAAACGUCACCCACUACAAGCUAAAACGGAGCCGUUUUUCCGAAUAGCAGUCCAAAAGUAUGUUCCAACAGUCAAAAGUUUUCUCUACUAGUUAGAUAAUUUUUCAGGUGCGCAGAUGGAGCAUCUUCACGCUGGCGCUACAGGGAUGAUUUACCUAUUGUUCCGGUUUACCGAAACUUCUGUACUACUAAUGUUAUUUUUCAAUCUUUUUCUAUUUGGAAAGUGAUUUUAUGUGUUAAGAAUCCGCCGUUUAUCCAGGAGGAUCUCGAUUAUGGGAUCAUAAACGCCCUUGUCAUUUGCAGUAGUUCGCAGGAGCGCCUUCUGUGGACAGAGCAUAUGGGUAUUUUAUAUUUUUUUCUAUUGUUUAUGGAAACAGUUGAGUUUGAGUUUUUGUUAGUUAUAUUUUUUUAAAUAAAAAAAACAGUGCUGUUUAGAAAAAAAUAUUGACUUGGAAAAAAAAAAAUUGAAACUUCGCUUUUUCUAAUUUUUUUUAAAAAUAAAUCACUAUACAUAGUCAAAGUCGGAAAAGGCUCCAUGGAAAUUUUCCUUUUUAGGGUGAAAAAGGUUCCUUUUUUGCUACCUUUUUGCGCCAUGUCAUCGGCUCUCAUUCACCAAUUUUGCUGUCUCUCCUUUUUCCAGCAUUCCUUGAGCCUUUGAAGUUCUAAAAAAAAAAAUAGAAGGUUCAAUAAAGGAACUCACUUUGCCGCCUUCUUGCGACCUUUUUUGAGCUUCUCCCUUUUAACGACCACUAUCCACCAUGCCGACUUUGCCCGACUAUGGAAUCUCUACUUUUUUUUUCGUUUUCCUAGCGUUGCCGGCAAAAAUAAAUUCAGGAUGUGCAAUAUUUCCGUCGACAUCCCAGGCGUCUCUUCCAGCAAUCGGAACCUCCAUGGGGAUUCUUCUCCGGUACGCAAGUCCAUUUUUCAAUUUUCAUUUUUCCAAUUCAAUUUUUCAGAAGAACCUCGCGUUCGGAUUCUUUCGGAUUCCCUGUCUACUAUAAAGUUCCACCCGACGGACUUAUCAAAAUCACCGAAAAGCCACCUUUCGUCGUGAAAAUCGACCAUCACGAUCAGCGGAUCUAUGUGGGAGGACGUUUCUUGACGUCACUUGAAGAGAUUUCCAGGUGGAGAGCUCUGGCAGAGUCAAUCAGUCUUUCGACGCCGCCGAAGACAAUAUUUUCGUGAAGGGAAUCGGGCUGGUCAGGGAGAAUGUGAGCAAGUUCGUGAUUUGGACAUUUUUGUGGUUCCGAGCAGGAUAAUCGAGCUUUUUGUACACGAGAAAUCGAAAAGCAUUAAAGUGAAGCCUAAGCCAUUUAAUUUCUCCAACUAGAGAAUGGCCUCUAUGGGACUUCCGAAUAGGACUAGGCUUCCUAGGUGCAAUUUUUCACGCUGAUUCCAAGUCUUUUCUCAAAAACUGCCAUCGAGGCUUGUGGAAAACCUUUGGGGCUCACGUAAGUUGAAAGUUUCGAUGACUCCGAUGUAGAUCUUGUCUCUAUAAUCAAGAAAAAACUUAAAACUAUUUUCAAAAAAAGCCUAGAUAUGAUCUUUCAAGGUCCGCACUUUUAUGAUUUAUCGUGACCAUAUAGACAAGAUCUAUAUACCCUCCAAAAAUGAGCUCAACCGGAGCUUCCGAACUUCUCGACUUCCAAGAUCCCCUAACAUUUUUCGCAAGUCUCGUGAACAGUUUUUGAGACCAGACUUGUGAAUAGAGACCAUUCCCUAUUAAGUAUAAGAUUGGAGAUCUCCUCAAUAAAUAUACUUUUUUUUGGCCAGACUUGAAAUCCGUGUUCUCACGUCGAAUGGUUCAUAGUUUUGCGGUUGAAACUGUGCGUCUUUCUGACUUGACUGUUAUCGAAAAAAAUCUUUUCUGUUAAGGCAUGCCACCGUCAAGCGUUGAGCCACUACUCCUUAAAAUUGGAUGAAAUUUAUUUAAAUUUUCUUAAAAAAGUAUCUUGACGGUUUUGCGUCGUUAGAGUGCUUAUAUAAGAGUCUUACUGGAAGCUUAAUGAUUUUUACUACCAGAAAAAAAUACGAGGAAAACGCAGAGAAAAAAGGGUUUUCAGAUACGUUCAACACUUGCGUCUGGGGGCUUCCUGCGACGUCAGGCUCUCAUUUGAAAUUUCUCCAAGGACCAAUACGGUUGUACCACGCGUCGAAGACCUUCUCGCAGUAAUUUUUAGUCUAUUUAAUUCUUAUGAAAAAAAGAAAAUUGAAGUUGUUUUGGCGGCUUUCGAACAAGACCGUAGGAAGGAUAGACUUGUUGCAAAAAGGAACAAAAAGUUUAUUUAAAUGUAUUUUACCGAUUUUUUUUCCUUCCGAAAAAGUGAGCGAUUCUCAAAAAUUUGGAAAAAGUAGUGUUUGAGAAAAAAUAGACAACAUGUAGCGUGUCUAUGGUCCUCAGGAUCGCAAGUUCGAUCCUCGCCGCGACUCAACCAAGGGGUUCAAGAAAUUUUGGUAAUAGGAAACCACGGCUUCAUAAUCCCCAGCUGUCACAAGAACGGAUAUGUCACUCGAUCCAGUCCAUAAAAUAUCACUGAUAUCAGGAUAUAGUCCGUUUUUCGCGACUUGAAAGGGCGAGACUUCUCUGCGCCCUCCUCGUCUUUCGACGACCCUCUCUUGUUGACGCGCUUUUUUCGCGUUUUUUUGACCUAAGAGAGUAGACAGGGAGAGUCGGACACUCGAAAACUAUCAAGUCGCGGCGGACGGACCAUAGGACCUUGCCUAAUCGAAUCGGGGCACCGACGGCGCUCAAGCGGUACAAAGGGAAAAUGUUUAGUGGCCACUAUAGAGGCUCGCCAAGGAUUACUUGGAGAGGGCACUAAAGUGGCCACUAAACCCACCUCUAUAGACGCCACGGCUUUCCGUUUUACCACUAUAGAGAUUCUCUAUUUAGUGGCCACUUCAGUAGUUUUUCAUCCAGUAUUCCUUCCAGUAACUCUGAUAAUUUAAAAAAAAAGCAGAUUGGACCAGUUAUGUUGAUCCAAAAGUGGCCACUAAAAUUUUUAGUGGUCUAGUGGUAGCACGUAGAUCUCUAUUGUGACCACUAAUUUUUAACCCCUUGAGUGGCCACCGAUUUGACUACUAUAGUGGUCACCAAAACGUCAAAACCCUAUAAGGGCCAGUAAAAUUUUUAGUGGUCUAGUAGUAGCACGUUGACCUCUAUAGUGGCCACUAAUUUUCAACCCCUUCAGUGGCCACUAGAAAUUUUUCUAGUAAGGAUAAGAAAAGUUUGAGAAAAUUAUUGUAACCAGAAAUAGCCCAUUGAAAAGUAUGUAGCAUAAUUUUCGGCGGUUAAUUACAGGGAGACGAAUUCCAAAUCAUACUGAGAAUCGUGUGUGUGAGGCGACACAAAGAGUCGAGAUUCAAUAAUUAUUACGCCGUCGUCGACACCUUCGACCAGAGCGAAGAAACUCAAAGACGGAUCUCUCAGUUCGUGAGUGUUCCUCACCGACUUCUCGUCUGCGGACUCAACGAGAGAAGGCCACCCGGAGACUCUUCUUUCCUUCUGAACUGCGUAAAGGCGAAGAUACCGUAGGAUAAACCUUUCUUCUCUCACUUACUGCGUUUUCUAGACGUUUCCCGUUGAAAGAUGAGCUGCCAAUGGUUGCGGAGGCUGUCGAUGUCACCAAACUCAUUCGAACAGAUCGUACCGCCCCUUUUUUCGUUUCUGAGGGAAAUGUUAUGGUUUUCCCAAUUCACUUCCAAACCCUGGUAGUCUGAUUCGUAAUAGGUGCAAGUCCAAGCUCGAUUCCUCAAAUAUUCAAACUCUUCAAUUUUUCUGCGCAGCGAGAACCCUCCCCUGCUGCUUGUGGAUCCACAACAAAAAAGCGCUUCUUUCAGCUGUCUCGACGAGUUUUGGGUUCUUGCCACUUGGUAGAACUUUUAUCGGAGGCACAUCGAACUGUGAUUUUUUUCAGUCACUUUUCGGAUAACGAGCCCGAAUUUGUGGUGUUGAAAUGCGCGGAGUACGAAGGAAUGCUGUCAUCCGAUUCUUCAUCAAAUCUCGCAGUGAUUAAUGAUUCAAGAGACUAUCGUGUUCCCCAAGCUCCUAUUCCGCACGACUCUGGUGUCAAGGUAUAGAAGUCACUCCUAGUCGUCGAGAUCACAGUUUUCAGGACUUUGAGCCGCCAUUGCGACAAAGCACGCCUUUGCCUCCCGACGACUCCACAAAUCGACCAUUUGUCCCAAAAGUUAGAUCUUUUUCAAUGUUUAGACUUCCACAAAAGACCAUUCUUUCCGUAAUCUUAGUUUUUCGGUUCUAGAAGUUUUUCCACUCGAAAUUCCUUAUAUGGAGAUGAGGGUCCUGAAAGUUUCAACAUGGGUAGCUCUUUUUUUAACAUAGUAUUUUUUUCAUAUUCUUUUCUUAGAAACUCCAGAGUGGUUCCUAUAGGGACAACUUUAGGGGCCCUUGCGGCUCUCCUCUAGAGACCACUAAAGCUUGCAAAAUUGGUUCCUGUAAGGGUUUUUAGCUAGUGACCCCUAUAGGGGACAUGCUAGUCGAUGUUUUUUAUGAACCCUAUGCGAAAAAGCAUUUCCAUGCGAAAAACUAAAUGAAUGAGCGUAUUUUGAAAAAAAAUUGAACGACCCCUAGAGGGGCCACUUAAGCUUUAGGAGAUACAGGGUCAGACCCUUAAGACCUAUAGAGACCACCUGGAUUUCAUCCCAUAUAGGGACUACUUUUUCGGUUCCUAUUAAGACUGUUCUUACCUCCCAUAGGGGUCACUUCAAAGUUCCUAAGAUCCGAAAGGGAUUUAUCACCAAAAAUGAGCUUUCGUUUUUUUUUCGAAAAAAAAAACUAGAAAAUUGUGAAAUUUGAUGUAAUAGAAAAAUGUAUAUUUGCGAGUGUGACGACCUACUUUUUCUUCAUUUGAUACAAUUUACGAAUUUAAAGGAGGUUCCUGCAUCCAUGCCUUCGAGGAGAGCUCUCAACGACACUCUGCAGACCGAAGUUUGUUCAAAAUUGAACAUUUCUAUACUUCAACACACAGAUCGUGACCGAAAGUAUGCUAGAUGCCCUAUCAGUCCGUGGCUAUGGCCCCAAAAAGGAGUCUGAUAAUGGCAGCUUUUGUGAGAGUUUCUCCAGGAGAGGAGCAAAAAAGGUCUACGAUUCCCGCAGCUCGUCUCUCAACACAAGCUUUUCGACAACUUUUGAUGACGAUAAUCGAUUUCUCAACUCGUCUGGAUGGUUCCGCGGUAACGAUCGGCGUUCUAGGUCAAUCACUUUCUUAUAUUUAUAUUUCUCUUGCUUCAAUCAUCCUGAUUGUCGGGGAAGAUACAGUAGUUGCUUCCUUGUCGGCUAACCAAUCAGUGUAUGGUUCUAAUGAAAGAGUCCGAUUUUCAGGUGGCCACGGAACUUCCCACUGGGAGUUCGGUCAAAUCCACGUCUGAGAGGUGACGCCGAGAUUUUGAAAGACAUGCUCAACGAAUUUUCGUGAGUUGCUUGUCGAAAAUCGGAACUCAAUGAUAUUUUCAAGAGAAACGCGUUAUAUUAUUCAUCCGCGAGAGUUGGACAGAUACAUAAGCUGCUGGAUGAAACCUCCGAAUUGCCAUAUAUCCAAGAUCAAGGUUCACAUUUCUCCUAAUUUCUCCAAAAAAAGUUGCGGUGCACCCCGAGUGUAACCGGGGGCACACCCCAUUUAGCUUUAAAUGCAUAUUUAGGUACUUAUCCGUACAAGAUUUCCAAGUGGUUUAUUUCCCAGUAUCACCAUUUUCCACAGUUUCAUAUUGGGCCGUUACGGUAGCUCGAAAAAAAUUCUUUAUUCCCGACCGGUUGCCCCAGGGGUGCGCGCCAUCCACGUCCACCAUGCACCUUGAUGUUUUCGGUUUUUUCGGAACUCACUGCGAGUUACACCUUCAUUUUUGUUAGAUUGCUUUCAAAUCUACUUAGUUUCCAGUUGGGGCAAAAGAAUCACAGUCACGCUUUUAGGAAAAAGACGUUCAUUUGAUUGGCGUAGAGCUUCAAGAUACAAAAGAUCCGAAGCUACCUUUCCAUUGUCUCGUUCGUUUUUCUCUACACCAUGCAGAAAUCGACGAGCGAAUGAUCGUUGUGCCGUUUGGGUAAGUCUGAUCUUUUUUAGGAAAGAAAAGAAGAAAAGAGAUUUAUAGAAGGAACUUUCCUCAUCUCCCUGAGGAUUUCGAGUUGGGAGUCAGGUAUCGAGGAAUCUUCCAAAAAUUUCCCGGCGAAGUAAGUUUCUCCUGACAAUCGGCAACUAUUGUACAUUGUCAUCCGAAAAAGAUCUUUAUCUAAUGCACUGAAAAGAGUUUCCCACGUCUACGAGGGUUUCAUUUCAACGGAGACGGCCGCAUUUUCAAGCAACCUGAUGUUGGAGAUAUCGAGAAGUUCAGGACCGUCACUAUCAAAAACAGCUUCGUGGUCCAGGUGACAUUGAAGCUAAGGCGAUUUUCACUAGAUCGGUUAAGCUCCUCGUCCAAUGUUCGAGGCCGAUGAACGACCCUUUCACAUGUUUCGAGCUUUUCACUUUUCUAAACGACCACAUCGUCGUCCCGAAAAGUAUUGUAAGUCUCUUAUUCCAAGUUUGUCAAGUUUUUGGUUGCGCUCCAUUGUCAGUUUUUCUCAACUUGACAGCAUACAUCGGCUGAACCCCUUUAGCGCGCGAAAAGAUUUGAAAAUGUACUGAGAUAGGCCGUACUUUUUUUUUUUGGGGGGGGGGGGUCGGUCGCAGUUUGAGGGGGGUAGGCCGCUCCCAGGAGUGGGUAAUUAAAAAUGUUUCAAAUUUUGAAAAGACUCGCAUUUGCCCUCAAGAUUCUUGUCAAAAAGCAACGUCGCGUACGCAAAAAAUCCCAAGAAACCCUUUCAAAAGAAUAAAAAAAAAACUAGAGCCAUUAAAAACCAUCGUCAGGCGCAUGCGCAUCUAUAGCUGAUUCACGGCUGGCUUGAACAAUCGGAAAAGAGUCCUGACAAGAUAAUAAAAGAGAUAGUGCCUGGCUUGAGGAGAGCGCAGACAGGCCACGCCCCUUUGGUGUCCCAAACUAUGCAUGAAUCGGCUAUAUUCAGACUCGAACAUAGCCAACGACUUGACAAGCGAAAUGUAAACCAAUAUAUUAAUUGCUCAUGUUAAACAAUUUGAGAUCUUUGAAGAGCAAUUGUCUCGAAACUACGACCGUUAUGAGUAUUGGGCAACAAUUGAACCGCUCCCAGGGGUUGAGAAUCGCUUCAGAACCACUUUCAACUCGAAAAAAUAAUUAAGAUUGGGUAUUAUCUACCGUCUUCCUCCCAAAGAUCCUCUUGUGUGGUCUACUGGAAAAUGGUGCCGACAAUGAUUGACGACAGCGACGGCGGCCCUCGUCUCAUUAAGGUCUACUCAAUGAUGGGAAACUUCAAGACAUGAACUUCAGAGGGUUCCUGCUAUUGAUCACAAAAUCACACGUCAUCCCUUUGUCCGCGAUCCUCCACAGAAGCUUGAAUGCACCAUUGCUGAAAGUGCGGAACAGAAUCACAAGGUAGAAAAACGAGUCAUUCAUAACUUUUUAAUCGAGGAUGAACUAUCUAUUUCAGAAUCGAUUGGAAAAAAUGCGGGCUCAGAAGGAUCCCCGGAUUCUCGAGGUCGAUGACCCCAAUCCUAACAAGGAGGUAAAAGUUCGCGAGGUUAGAAAAUCGAAAAUGAUGAUAACUUUUAUUGAAAACUUCAGAUAACUCUUGAGAAACGCAUCGAAGAAAUUUUGUUCUGUUUGAGGAAACUACUCGAAUUUUUGACUCAAAUAAAAACAGAAGGAUUUUUCGGCUUUCUUUCUGAGGACAAGGUGGGUUAUGUCACCAGCAUAAUCAUAAUUUUUAGCUCUUCAGAGGGACUAAAAGAACUUUUUUAGCGUGUUUUUAAAGAUCGGAGUGAGGACUAUGACAUUCUUUACAAACUGUCGAAUUAGGAACUCCAGAGUGGUCCCUAUAAGAGCAACCUUAGGGGCCCUUCGAUGAUCCCCUCUAGGGACCACUUUACUAACCCCUAUAAGGGCCACUAAAGCUUGAAAAAGUGGUUCCUAGUGAUUUUGAUUAGUGGACCCUAUAGGUGACUUGCAAGUCGAUAAAUCUUUUUGAAUAAAAUUGAACGACCUCUAUAGGGUCCACUUAGACUCCAAGGGCUAAGGGCUCAGACCCUCAACCUCUAUAAGGACUUCUUGAUUUUACUCCUAUUGGAACCACUUUUUCGGCACCUGAAAGGGCUGCUUGUCCCAAUGUUCCCGAUAAAGACCACUCCAGAAAUCCUUGGUUAUUUCUGAUUUACUAAAACUUCUCAAGGGCAGUAAAAUUUUCAGGUCCAGCUUAUGAUCGAGGACAUUGAGAAAGACACUCGAAAAUGUUCAGAAGACCACAAAAAAAGAGAAAAAAUUCGCAACGGAAAUUCUUUCUUCUUGACGCUGUUGCUCGGAUCUUUUGCAAGACUCCAAUCCUCAGUAUUAUACGAAGUCAUUUUUCGUCACCUUCGUUUUUUUUUCCUCAGGAACUCGGUAAUAUUCUACUGAAAUUGAUGGGCAGGAAUGUCGUCAUGAAUGCUACCUCACUCAAAAUGUCUCCAGAUGAAAAGGAUCUGGUAGGAUUCUGAUUACCAGUCUUUUCUUUAUAAACUGUCUAGGUUUCCAAGUUGCAACAUAUGGGACUCGGAUAUGAUGACCUCCGGGACUCCACGGAAUGA